AUGGGAAGGAAAUACCAUGAUGAAAACGAUGGUGGUAUGGCUCCAACUGCUGAAAAACCUUGCGACUUACUUUCAAGAGGAAUAGUCCCGAAACUUUUGAAGAAAACAGCAGGAGGAGAAGGAUGUUGCAUCUUUAGAAUUCCUCAGAGACUUGAAAAGAACAACAAGAGUGCUUAUGAACCUAGGGUUGUCUCCAUCGGCCCAUACCAUCAUGGCAAAGAACAUCUCGAGAUGGUUCAAGAGCACAAACAUCGCCUCCUCGGUUUUUUCAUGGCUGAAGCUCAAGAAAAUGGUGUGGAUCCAAAACUUUUAAUUGAAGCAGUGGAACUGAUGGAGGAAGAUAUAAGAGAGUCGUAUUCGGAGAGCCUUUAUGAUAAUGAUGUAUCUGGUCAAAAGAAAUUGAUUGAUAUGAUGGUUCUCGAUGGUUGCUUCAUUCUCAUGUUGUUCAUGGUGGUAGCAGGAAAAGUCCGGUUUGAUGGGGUUGAAGAUGAUCCUAUUUUCAGAGUUCCAUGGAUUUUACCUGCUAUAAGAAGUGACUUAUUACUUUUGGAGAACCAGGUUCCCUUCUUUCUUCUAAAAACUAUAUUCGACAAAUCAAAGAUAGUAACCUCGAGUGAGCUAAAUGCGAUUACAUUUAAUUUCUUCAACUAUUCCAUAGAAAAACCGGAUGAGUUUUGGUUGAAAUGCUACAAACUUGAUGCAAAACACCUUCUUGAUCUAAUUCGAAAGAUUUUUAUGCCUAUUCUGCCUGAAGAAAAAGAAGAAGAAAAUGAUCUUCCUCGCCCUUUUCUACAAUUAGUUCUCUCAGCAAAGAAACUUCAGUUGCGGGGGAUAUAG
Messenger RNA from Raphanus sativus (radish), 837 nucleotides. Its product is annotated as UPF0481 protein At3g47200. The record is from RefSeq and is a predicted model, not a curated record. The transcript has a single exon. Lineage: Eukaryota; Viridiplantae; Streptophyta; Magnoliopsida; Brassicales; Brassicaceae. Bases 1 to 837 code for a protein of 278 amino acids.